Molecule: messenger RNA, 2301 nt
Organism: Adineta steineri
Lineage: Eukaryota; Metazoa; Rotifera; Eurotatoria; Adinetida; Adinetidae
Source: the annotation of a GenBank genome assembly
AUGAAUGAAAUAUCAUCAAUCUCAACAAUUGAUCAAAAAAUGGCUGAGAUGCGUAUUAAAAAUUUGGAACUACUUAAGCGUCAUCAGGAAAUCGAAGAGGAUCGACAACUUGCCGUUCAAACGGGUGCAAUAACAACAACAACAAAUAUUGUUGAACCUAUCAAAGAUAAAAAAGCAAUGAGAAGUGCAACAAAAAAUCGUACAAGAAUACCAACAAAUCAGUUAAAUACUCAGGAAAAUCAAUCUGAACGAUUACAACGACCACCCAUACGAAGAAAAUUUGAAAUUGUUCGUAAUGAUACACAACAACCUCAACGUGCACAACGUAUUGAUUAUAAUCGUUUAAAACGUGAACAUGCACAAGAAAUCAAUAAUCCGAAACCAAAUAAUAAUAAUAAUUCAAUUAAUCCUGAUUUACAUCAAUAUGCAUAUCCAUUCCAUAAGCAAUCAAUAAAUAAUAAUAAUGAUGCCGACGAACCGGCACACGCAAAAAGACUUGUUAUUGUUAAUAAUAAAGCUGAUAAGAUUGGUAGUGGUCGAUUUAAUCAACAGCAACGAGCUCAAGAACAGGGACAACGUAAAAGAGAAGAACGAAUGCGUCGAUGUACAGUACAAAAUAACGGGCAUCCAGGAGGAGGUACUAAUGAAUUUCAUCUUGAUGUACCACCAAUGCCAAUUUGGCAAAAUAAUCAAAUGCAUGUUCAAUUAUUACCAACAAAUAUAAAUAAUCAUCAUACAGGAAUAGAUCAUCUUAUUAAUACUAGUGGAGAUCAAUUAGAUCAAUCUGCUUAUAUUCAUAAUUUUGUUUAUCCACCUCCAGCUCAAGCAUCACCAUUCAAUGGUAAUGGUACUGUUUAUUUUGCUCAUCCAGCUCCACCUCCUUCAUCUUCUUCUCAACAACCACCACCAUCACAAACACAUUUCCAUCAAUAUCAUUCAGCACGUACAUUUGAAAAUAAUAAUCGUCAUCAAUUUCAAAUACCUUCAUUUCAAACAUCACCCAUUUUUCAACCACAACAACAACCACCACCAGCUGUAUUAUCUACAUCGAAUAAUUAUCAACAACAAGAAACUUCACCAACAGAUGUAACACCUCGUUUUCGUCAUAUAAAAACCCCCGAGCAUGAAAAUAGACCAUCACAAACAAGACCAAUGUCAGGUGAUUUUGAACGUUUACAUAAUAGUCAUCAUUUAUCAUCGACACGUUUCAAUAAUAAUAAUAAUAAUAAUCAUCGUUUUCAAGCUCGUCCACAAUCAUUUUAUGAUUUUUCAUCAAAUAAUAACAACAACAACCAGAAUAAUUUUUUUCAUUCAUCAAACAAUAAUCGUUUUCAACGAAACAUUAAUAAUAAUAAUAAUAUCAAUAAUAAUAAUACAAGCCUUCCACUUUCUGCUUAUAUGAAUACAGAUGAUUCAUUAAAUGAAAACGAAAAUAUGAAUAAUAAUAAUACACAUUGGGGUACAUCAUCAUAUCAACGACGACGAUCUAUACAAAAUCAGCAACAACAGCAACACCAACACCAACAACAACAGCAACGAACAUAUCAUCAAGAUAAACAUCAAUUUCCAUUAUCAUCUUAUGAUCCACGUCAAUAUGGUUUUGAUAAUAAUUAUCAACGAAAAAAUAAUUUUAAUAAUGGAAUAAAUACAAAUCGUCGUAAUCUAAAUAAUAAUCGUAAUAAUAAUGAUAUGAAUAAUUCUAAUGAUAUUGAUCUUAUUGAAGAAUGGUGGGAAGAUAAUAAUACUGAAUUAAUCGGUACAAAUCAAUCUAUAACAAACACAGAUAUGCAAACAAAAUCAACAACAGUUAUAGAUGAUAGUGGUAAUAGUUCAUUAUCUACAAGUAUGAAUUUAAAAGAAUCAAUAUCAGAUGAUUUUAAUAAUCCAUUAUCUGAUGUAUCAACUACCGAUAGUAAUAUUAUCGAAUCACUUGAUAAACUUCAACAAGAACUUAAAUUAGAAGAAGCGGUUGAUGAACGAUUAGCAACAACAAAUCAUGAUAAUCUGGAAACAAUCAAUAGUACAUCCAAUAAAGAACCAACAACAUAUGAUACAGCUCAUUUUAUGCAAUGGGCAAAAGAAAAGUUUAGAGAGGAAUUAGCAGGUCGACUUACCGCUCAGGAAAUUCAACAACAUGAUGCUGCAACAACUGAUGAUGAUGAUGAUGAUGAUGAUGAUAAUAAUAAUCAAUCGACAACAAAUAUUAUUGAAAAAAUGGAUGCACUUGAGGAUGAUCUUCAUGAAAAAUUAACCAUCGAUGAACAUCAAUCAAAUACAAAUGAAUCGAUUGUUGUCGAAUGA